This is a messenger RNA of Leptinotarsa decemlineata (Colorado potato beetle), 1100 nucleotides long. RefSeq names its product glycoprotein-N-acetylgalactosamine 3-beta-galactosyltransferase 1. Gene Ontology annotation, cellular component: membrane. The record is from RefSeq and is a predicted model, not a curated record. NCBI's taxonomy places the organism in Eukaryota, Metazoa, Arthropoda, Insecta, Coleoptera, Chrysomelidae. Gene Ontology annotation, molecular function: N-acetylgalactosaminide beta-1,3-galactosyltransferase activity.
UCGAGGAAUGAACCAAUGUCUUUUUUGUAAUGGUGAAUAAUGAUAUCACAAAACGUUCAUAUGCAAAACUCAAGUAUCAGGCGCAUUUUUGUCUGGUGACUGGAAUGGCGAUUGGUUUUACUCUAGCAUAUAUUGUCCUAAUUACACCUACUGUCAGACAUAAUUACUCAAGAAUCUUUGGAGAAGAAUAUCUAGAAGUCUCCGGACCAGUAGGAGAAGUUGGUGAUCAUAACAGAAAUGAUACUUUUCAUAGAAUGAUGAAUACUGAAAUAGCAGACAAUCUCUACAAAGAAGUUAAAAUUUUGUGCAUGGUAAUGACUAGCCCCAACAAUCAUGAAAGCAUAGCGGUUCACGUUAAAGCGAGCUGGGGAAAACGUUGUAAUAUUUUGUUGUUUAUGAGCUCAAAAGCAGAUAAAAACCUACCUGCGAUUGGGCUAUCAGUACGGGAAGGUAGAAAGUUCUCAUGGUUGAAAACAAAGGAAGCAUUGAAAUAUGUUUACAAAAACUAUUACCAUGAGGCUGAUUGGUUUAUAAAAGCAGAUGAUGACACAUACGUAAUUAUGGAAAAUCUGAGGUACAUGGUUUCAGACAUCAGUCCCCAAACACCAAUUUACUUUGGCUUUAAAUUCAGUCCAUUCGUCAAACAGGUGUACAUGAGUCAGGGAAAAGGAUAUGUUCUCAGUAAAGAAGCUUUGAGGAGAUUCGUUGAGGAGGCAAUUCCAAACAGAGAAAUUUGUAACCCACCCGAAAGUGGAGUUGAAUAUGUAGAAAUGGAAAUAUGCCUGGAAGCAGUUAAUGUUGAAGCUGGUGAUUCGAAGGAUUCCAAUCAAAGGGGUUUGGGCUGCUGCUUCGACAAUGCCGUUUCAUUUCAGCACCUGACACCGAAUGCAAUGUACGUCAUGGAAUAUCUUUUGUAUCACCUUCAUCCAUUUGGUAGAAUUAUCAAAUUCUCAGAAGUCCUACAACAACGUCUCAUGAAAAGAAAUGAAAGUAGAGUUUGAAAACUUCAUUUACUAUAGAAAAAUGUAUUUAGGGAUCGAAUAAAAAUAGUAAUUUACAGUAUCAGUUCGAUACUCUAAAGUCGAUUAUAUUCAAAUAGA